Vicia villosa (hairy vetch) is the source of this 1580-nucleotide messenger RNA. Its product is annotated as expansin-A20. The coding region runs from base 528 to 1283 and encodes 251 amino acids. NCBI's taxonomy places the organism in Eukaryota, Viridiplantae, Streptophyta, Magnoliopsida, Fabales, Fabaceae. Gene Ontology annotation, cellular component: extracellular region. Gene Ontology annotation, biological process: plant-type cell wall organization. The record is from RefSeq and is a predicted model, not a curated record. The transcript has 4 exons.
AUUAAUUGAAAUUGAAAAUAACCAUUACAUAUAAUAUUAGCUGUACAAGCCAUUUUCUACGUAUCAAUAUACAACUCUAUUUUCUUACAAAUACUUCCUAGUUUAAUUAAUUUUGUUAAUCUGAGUUAAUAUUCUUUUUAAGUGGAGGAUAAGCUGGGCUUUUAGCCCUCUAAUAAAUAAAAAAAAAAAGGAGGAUAAGCUUCCUUUUUCAACAAAGUACAAUGAAUAAAGAAAAAUGAACUUGAUAAUUAAAAGAUUCAAGUCCUCUCGGGGAGAAACAAAAUGAUUAAUAAAGCGUCCCUUUGGGUUUGACAGUCAAUGUUUCACAUUACAGUGUUAUGGAGCUUUCCGCUUUUUAUGUGUCGGCCAUAACCACAAAGCCUCAAACCCUUGUCUUCUCUCUCCAUUUCUCGCCUAGAAAGAAGAGACAAACAUCAAAGAGUCAAACCAAAACAUUAACAAGGACACCCUCCUUGAAAUAACCAACAAAUUACCUUAUAUCUCGGCUUAGCUCGUUGACCCCACAGAUGGGUGCUCUUCAGUCCACACUUCUCUACUUGAUUUUGUUACAUUCAUUCAACAUUGUUGCUUAUAAGGAUCAAGAAUGGAGCAAAGCCACUGCAACAUAUGCCAAAGACACAGAGGGAUCCCUCAUUACAGAAGGAGCUUGUGGUUACGGAGAUCUUCACAGAGCUAGCUAUGGAAAACACAGUGUUGGGUUAAGCACAAUUUUGUUCAACAGAGGGAGUACAUGCGGGGCUUGCUAUGAGAUCAGAUGUGUUGACCAUAUCUUGUGGUGUGUGCUUGGAAGCCCUUCUGUAAUAGUUACUGCCACCGAUUUCUGUCCUCCUAAUUAUGGUCUCUCAGUUGAUUAUGGUGGCUGGUGUAACUUUCCAAGACAACAUUUUGAGAUGUCACUGCCUGCAUUUUCUGAAAUUUCCAAAAGAUAUGCCGAUAUUAUUCCGGUUCAGUAUAGAAGAGUCAAGUGUGAAAGAAGUGGUGGGUUGAAAUUCACAAUGAGUGGAAGUUCUCAUUUCUAUCAAGUCCUAAUCACUAAUGUGGGGCUAGAAGGUGAAGUGUUUGCUGUGAAAGUGAAAGGAUCUAGAACAGGAUGGAUACCAAUGGCAAGGAAUUGGGGAAUGAAUUGGCACUGCAAUGUCAACCUUCAACAUCAGCCUUUGUCCUUUGAGGUAACCAGCAGCACUGGAAAAACACUCACAUCUUACAAUGUAGCACCAUCCAACUGGCAAUUUGGACAGACAUAUCAAGGAAAACAAUUUUAAGGAAUGCUAUGAUUCAUGGAAUCAUGGUACACUAAGAUCUGUAUAUUUGUUCUUCAUGAUUCAUGAUCAAAUUGUUCCAGUGUGGGUGAAAAUAUGAUUGAACAACAUUUUUGUAAUAUAAAAUCUUAUGCUAAAUUAAUUUUUGAUACAAGUUAAAUUUUAAAUUUUAAUUUAGUCCUUUAAGUUAAAAACAUUCCUCUUAGAAAAAUCAUUUUGGGUUGUUUGAAAACCUUUCUAAUGAUUUCAAGUAUUCAAAUAUUUAAAGAUUUCAGUAUUCGGAAACCUUUGGACCACUAU